GCAAUGCCAGCAGAAGAGACACGGCAUUAUUUCAGCAGGAUCCCGCCACACACCGUUAUUCUACACUAACGGAAUGAACGGGAACUACUGCUGGUAUCCGCAUAUACACGGAUUAUUAUAACCUAACGAGAAGAAGAAGAAGAAGACAAGUAGCAAUCGUCACAAUAAGGGUGUGCUGAUUUUUCUUUUGGAGGGGCAGCACAAGGCUCCAUAAAAUGACCCAGUCUGUGCAUAUUACCUCCAAACUGCCAAAUCUGAGUGCCCCUUUUCAUUGCUCUACUGCGGAAGAAUCUAAUCAAGGUGGCUCCUAUUCAGUACAGACGCCCUACGGAUUCCAGCUGGACCUUGAUUUUCUCAAGUAUGUUGAAGAAAUAGAGAGUGGACACAACAUUCGGAGGGCUAAUGUAAACCCUCGGAGGGGAUCCCGGGGUGACCGUGGGUAUCAGAGGAAUACAAGUGUUGGGGGUCGGACCAGUGGCUGGACCUCCACUGAGUCCCUUUCCUCAACAACCAGUGAGAAUGGCCAGACUAUCCCACCUUUUCUCCAGAGCCCUAGUAAAUUACCUAGUAAACCACUUUCCCCAUUACCAGUCAUCAGUCCCAGUCUGCCUACUUACUCCAAAGUGCCACCACCACCUCCACCACGUAACCCUAGGGUUGAGAGAACGCUUCUUGAAACUAGCCUUCGGCUGCAACAGGAGCAGAGUCUGUUUUCCAAUGGAUUAGGCUCUAAUUUGUCUGACCUUUCCAAAGUGAGUUCCAAAGCCAGCGGAUCUAAUAAGGACUUCUAUCUAGCUUCUUCCCAGCUUGCUUCAGAUGCCCACUUGCUACAGAAAUCACCUGUUGUUCAGAACUCCCUUUCUGGGGUCUGGACCAGAGCAAGUCCUCAAACGUCUGGAAGGAGCACUCCAGCCUCCAACUCAGGAACAUUGCCUCCGGGGCAGCUUCAGACAGUGCGAGAACAGAUGGCCAAUGCCCUUAGGCAGCUAAGGGAGAUGGAAGAGAGACUGAAAGGACUAUCAGCUCUAGAAAGAGAAGUUGCCAUGCUCCGUGCAGAAAAAGACAGGUUGGCUCAUGAUCUUCACAAAAAAACAGAAGAACUUGAUGCAACGCUCAAACUGCAAGUCUCCACUGAGGCAGGAGUAGAAGCCCCCCAACCAGGAUCCCUACCAUUGACGUCACUUUGGAAUAAAGAACCAGAAUGCAAAAGGGAUUACCAAGACAAAAAGGAAAUAAAGAAACUAGCCACUGCUCCUAUAGAAAAAAGAUCCAUAGCUGUAGGUAGUGACAGUCCUCUUGAGACUGUGGUCGUCUUUAAUCGCCAAGCGGGCAAGGAUGCUGCUGUCGAAGCUAAUAUUGAUGUCUGUCACGCAGCUAUUGAGACUGAGACUAGUGUCAUGCAUGAUGAGGCGAUUCAGACUGGAGUGGCUACAGAAGAUGUGGCAGUCUGGGUAACAGAAUCAUUUCUAGGGCUACAAAGUGCGACAGAACGAGAAAUUGAUAACUUGCAACACACUAUCAGAUUUCAGGAGGAGUCAAUCCAGGUUCUUGAGACACGAUUAACUCAAGUCAACCAAGAUCUUGAAGCUUUAAGGGCUCAGGAAAUUGAGAGAGUGUCCAAGGUUAGGCUGGACAAAGAGACGGCAGCAACACCAGAGACAGCUAAUGCCCAAAUAGAAACAUGUCCUGAAGUUUGUUCAGUUGGAGUGUUGUUUCCAGAUGUGACUGAUCCAGAGUACAUUUCAAAAAAUGACCAAAGCAUUCAAACAGAUCCUGUUGAAACUUCAAAGAAAAACACGGUGGAGCUAGUAAGCACUGGUAUCCAGUGGGAAUGUCUAACUGAUACACAAGACACUGAACAACAGACAACUUCUGCAGAGGCUGCAGGCCCUCUGAAAUCUAUCAUGAAGAGGAAGGAUGGGAGUGGUGCUGUUGCAGCUUCCAGCGGUGGCAAAAAGAGCCUGAAGUUUGUUGGAAUUCUAAACGGAGGUUAUGAGUCCACCUCUAGUGAAGAGGAUGAGGAUGAGGAUGAAGAGAGUUCCUCGGAUGGAAGUGAGGCUGAUGCAUGUUCAGAUAGCAGUGUGGAAGAAGGGGCAGCUCUAGAGGAUACAUCUGAUGAAGAGAUGAAUAUACAUUUGGAUGAAACCGACAGUGAUGAAAACCUGCCAGCUGGGUCAGAAGAUUUAAAGGACCAGGAAGAGGAAGUAAAAGAAAAGUUUGAACUAAGUGCCAAAAUUCGUGAGGCUUGUCGAAUUUUGAAGAACCACCUUAAUGAUGGAGCCAAAUCAGUGAAGAGUAAAGAAGUGUUGUCCAGCACUCACAGCGUUCAGCUGGAGUGGUUCAGAGUGUCCAGUGCAAAGAUGGCCCAGCCGACACGUGUCUCAAACUACCUGAUGGCUUUCUCAGAGGUCUCCCCCGUCCUGCUGGAGCACGUAGUCAACAUGACGGAUGGCAACGGCAACACUGCUUUACACUACAGCGUCUCCCAUUCCAACUUCACUGUGGUGGACCUACUGCUCGACACAGGCAUGUGCAAUGUUAAUCAGCAGAAUAAAGCCGGAUAUACAGCUGUGAUGCUGGCAGCGCUUUCAGCAGUGAAGGAGGACGACGACAUGGCAGUGGUUCAGAAACUCUUCCGUCUGGGCAACGUCGAUGCCAAGGCCAGCCAAGCGGGACAGACGGCUCUGAUGCUGGCCGUGAGUCACGGGCGUCAGGAGAUGGUGCGAGCGCUGCUGGACUGCGGGGCUGAUGUGAACGUCCAGGACGACGAGGGCUCCACUGCUCUGAUGUGUGCGAGUGAACACGGUCGGCCCGAGAUCGUGUCCUUACUGCUGGAGCACCCGGGGUGUGACAUUUCAGUCGUGGACAAUGAUGGCAGUGAUGCUCUCUCCAUUGCUCUGGAGGCAUCCCAUAAUGAUAUUGCCGUUCUACUGUACGCUCACAUGAACUACUCAAAAGCGGAUCAUCCAAAGCAAGUCCGUCCAGUCCCAGAAAAACAUGGCCCUCAGAGUGAUAUUAAAACAAGACUAACUUCACUGGAAGAUUAACAAUGUCUUUGUUACAAGUUUAUAUAUAUAUUUAUAUUUUAUUCACUGAUUAUACAUUUGUAUGCACAUAUUUAAUGCACAAUACUAUGUAAACAUAUUCAUGUAGGUAAGACCAAUGAUUUUAUUUACUUUUCUUUUUAUGCUGGUGUAUCUUCUUGUACUACCAUGAGUUUAAAAAGAUGAGAGCAGGUGUUUGGGAUAACUGCAGCUUAGCUGUAAUGUUAUUGUGAUUAUUACAUGGUUCUCAAGCUGAACAUUUGUCUUUGUUAGUGUUCAGAAAGAGAAUGAAACACUGCAGCAGAUUAAAGUGAAGAAGUCACAUUUGCUUGAGAAGCUCAACACCUCAAUUAUUUAACACACACAUGUAGCUUCACAACACAAGUAACACGUGCUGUUUGUGCAACAACAAACACCUUCAUGAACUCCACCCUUGAUUUCUAGCACAGUAAUUUAUUUUUAUCUUCUGAUCUAACUGGAUCAGACAAAACAAAGAAUGUUUUUCUUUCUCUCUCUCUCUCUCUCUCUCUCUCUUCUUUUUGCAAUCUGUUCUUUGAACUGAAAGGACAUUGCUUGACUUUGGAAAAGAGAAACAUUUGCCUUCUAGACAUCUUGACCGAUCACAGGAAGGUUACAGAAUUGAACUUAAGAACUGAACUGAAUGAAAUCAGUCAGAAAUGGCCCCAAAACAUAUCUGGAUAAAUCAAAUCAAGUGAAAGUGAUUUUUUUUCUUUUUUUUAAGCACUUUUUGAGUAUUUAAGCAUGAAAUCUUGACACUUUGCGGCUGUGAAAUAUUAAACUGGUUCAUGUUUAUAAUGUGAUGAACUUCACCUGAUAGGACACUUGCAUAAACAAUGUUUUACACGAUUUAUUUUCAUUAAUUAUUUGUUCACCAUCAGUUUGCUUGGUUCAUUAACUGCAAUACACUGAUAACUGAACUCAGCACUUUACACAAAUGAAGAAACCAGGUGUUGAGUUGAAUACCUGUAAAAGUCUUAAACUAAACUAAUGUUUACUGAAGAUUUCAAAUACAGACCUUUAUUUUGUCCAAAGA
Messenger RNA from Carassius gibelio (silver crucian carp), 4098 nucleotides. Its product is annotated as KN motif and ankyrin repeat domain-containing protein 3-like. Gene Ontology annotation, biological process: negative regulation of actin filament polymerization. The record is from RefSeq and is a predicted model, not a curated record. Gene Ontology annotation, cellular component: cytoskeleton; cytoplasm. Gene Ontology annotation, molecular function: protein binding. NCBI's taxonomy places the organism in Eukaryota, Metazoa, Chordata, Actinopteri, Cypriniformes, Cyprinidae. Bases 216 to 3047 code for a protein of 943 amino acids. The transcript is spliced from 11 exons.